AUGAUUAGAUUGUUUGCUACUAAAUGUUGCGCUAGAGGGAAGCGUUUUUCAGGAUCAGCUACUGUUUCCAUAUAUCAGACGUUAAGAUAUGUAUCCAGCAGCCCGAAUAAGGCUGGUGAAGCCCCAAUUUUCCCAAAAUUGAAAGACGUGAAAAUGGAGGAGCUCAUAGGAAACAAUAAUUUUGGUAAAAAGACUUACUUCGUGGAAAGAAGUAGUACAGGGAACUUGCCGGUAUAUUCCGCUUACAAAAACGGUGGGAACAAGGUUAUCACAGAGAUCAGAAAAAUUCAAGGGGAUAUAAUUCAAUUAAGGAAUGACUUGCAGGAACAACUGCCUUUCAUACCCAAAGGAUUUUGGUCUGUAGUGAUGCAAUCGAAAAAAAUUAUCAUUAAGGGCAAUGCUGUAGAAACGGUCAAAAGGGUAUUAACCAAAAAGUUCUAG
Molecule: messenger RNA, 441 nt
Organism: Saccharomyces mikatae IFO 1815
Lineage: Eukaryota; Fungi; Ascomycota; Saccharomycetes; Saccharomycetales; Saccharomycetaceae
Gene: IMG2
Product: mitochondrial 54S ribosomal protein mL49
Exons: 1
Coding region: 1-441 (146 amino acids)
Biological process (GO): translation
Cellular component (GO): mitochondrial large ribosomal subunit; ribosome
Molecular function (GO): structural constituent of ribosome
Source: RefSeq, a predicted model, not a curated record